Messenger RNA from Setaria italica (foxtail millet), 1443 nucleotides. RefSeq lists its product as uncharacterized. The record is from RefSeq and is a predicted model, not a curated record. The coding region runs from base 98 to 1351 and encodes 417 amino acids. Lineage: Eukaryota; Viridiplantae; Streptophyta; Magnoliopsida; Poales; Poaceae. Gene Ontology annotation, cellular component: mitochondrion. The transcript has 12 exons. Gene Ontology annotation, molecular function: protein binding.
UGCUUCUUCCAAACCGAACACACGGGCUCACCGCUUCUACCCUUCCAGAGUCUCCGCCGCUUAGCGCCUCCAGCCCUCCACACGCGCAGGCGCAGCCAUGGGGAUGAGCUCGAUCCGAUCGGCCCUCGCGAGGGCGCUUGUUGCCCCGAAGCUGCGUGGCCCCCACCGGUUCGCCGCCACCGCUGCCGCCGGUGAUACGCAGCCCGAAAGGGUGGCGGCGGAGAUGGUACGUUACGCCCUUGGUGGCGCCGUUCACCGGAGCUCGCCAGAGGAGGCGAUGCGGAUACUGGAGCAGGGGGCCUCUAACCUGCAGGGCGGCGGCGAGGGAAGCGCUGAGGCCGUGGGGCUGCUCAUGCUCGCCAUGUCCACGCUACUCUACCAGAGUGGAAGACGCCAAGAUGCAAUGGAAAAGCUCAAAGCAACCCAACAAGUUGCUCCUUCUGCAGCCUUCAGAGUUGCAGCGUGGGAAGCACUAAUGGGACUACACAUGGAGGCAGGCCAGGAGAUCUCCAAUUCAGUGUCCCCUAAUGAUUCAGUUGAUCUGUCGAUCAAAGAUGACAGCCAGUGGUCUGAUCAGGAUCAUCUUAAAUUUCGGGUUAAUGCUAUCAAAGGACUUAUUGCACUUCUGAAUGGAGAAACAGAAUCAGCAGCCCAGCUGUUCACUGAUGGGUGCAAAGACUUCGCUGGAGGCAAACACCAAACAGAAAGUGCUGCCUUUUCAUACGGUGAAUAUUUGCAUUGUGUUGGGGAUUUUCCAAUGGCAACACAAGUGUAUGAGAGUGUUCUUGAGGCAGCUCGCAUGGAAGAUAUGUCUGGAAACCUUUUAGCAGCUGGAAACAUGGUUCCUGAGGAGGUUUCUCUUGGGGCCACUUGCUCAUAUGGCCAGCUUUUAUCUCACUCUGGGAAGUUUGGUGAGGCAGAGGAUUAUCUCACAAGGGCACUACAAAAGGCUCAAGAACAAUUUGGUUCAAACCACCCAAAGGUCGGCAUCGUGUUGACCUGUGUAGCUAGAAUGUACAAACUCUUAGCAAUGUCUGAAGGUUCUAGUUCAAUUAUGGUUCAGGAGGGGCUGUACAGGAAGGCCUUAGAAGUAUUGAAAGCCCCUGCUAUUAAUUCUGAGGAAACCAGCAAACAUAUGGAUUGGAGAGAUAUCAUCUCCCUUGCUAGAGGCGAGUAUGCAGAGCUGUUGCUAAUUCAGUCCAAUCGGAAGGCGGAAGGUGAACGUAUGAAGGAGUGGGCGGAAGAUGCUUGGAGGAACCGUAGGUUAACGCUAGCUCAGGCACUAGAGUUUUCAUCAGAACCUUCAAAGCCGACUGUCGUUGUUGACACCCGAAUCGGCCGGGUGCUGUAGCUCCCCAUCAACAAUCUAGUGAAAUAUACCCUGAAAUAAUCAGUGAAACCCACUUCUAAGGCUCUGAUGUAAUAUCAUGAGUUGUCGCUCCC